Hydractinia symbiolongicarpus is the source of this 1866-nucleotide messenger RNA. RefSeq names its product tigger transposable element-derived protein 4-like. Gene Ontology annotation, cellular component: nucleus. Gene Ontology annotation, molecular function: DNA binding. The record is from RefSeq and is a predicted model, not a curated record. Bases 1 to 1866 code for a protein of 621 amino acids. The transcript has 7 exons. Lineage: Eukaryota; Metazoa; Cnidaria; Hydrozoa; Anthoathecata; Hydractiniidae.
AUGAACAGACGACAAAAGAAGACACAAGUGUUUCAGUUUCUUUGGAUCAACCAAGUGGAUGCCAAUGUUCUGGAUAUAAAUGCAAGUGUUGUGUCACGUUUAAUUUUUCCUGAUAAAUUGGGUCUAAAAAUCUUGUUAAUACGUGUUUUGCAGGCCUUAUUAUUAAUUCGAAUGAUUAAUGAUGCGUCAUCCAAACCUUUCGAACGUCUUUUUCGAACGUUUUCGAGAAAAUCUAAAGAAUUUCAAAAGAAAGACACUCUCAUAACAAUGUCGUCUGUGGCAGGAUCAAAGCGUCGAAUUGACAAUAAGUCGUACAAAAUCAAGUACAAAGCUCUUAAAGCGUUGGAAAAGGGUACUGCGCCAAAGGAUGUGGCAAAAGAGUUCAAAAUUCCUCCAAGCACCCUGUCAACUUGGAAAAAAAAUAAAGAAAAGAUUUACAAGCAGUUUAACAACGGGCAAACAUCGAAGAGAUCAAAGCCAGAAAAAUUCGAAGAUGUGAACAAAGCUGUUCAUAAAUGGUUACUUAUGAUGAGGAGUGAGAAUAUCCCAAUCAGUGGCCCGAUGCUGAAAGAGAAAGCUCUUGAGUUUGCCGAAGCGUUGGGUGUCGAGUCAUUUCAAGCUUCUCAGGGGUGGAUGGCUAAAUGGAAAACCAGUCACAACUACAGAGAUCAAUGCCUUCCCAAUAAACCUUUGCAUAUGAAAGGUGAUAAGUGUUCUGGAGGAAAACACAGCAAAGUUAGACUUACUGGUUUAGCUGCUGGUAAUGCCUUGGGGAAACGAUUGCCAAUGUUUGUAAUCGGCAAGUCCGCCAACCCUCGUUGCUUUAAAGGUGUCAAAACACUACCCUGUCGAUACCGUUCGCAAAAGAAGAGUUGGAUGUCUGGAGAGCUGUUCGAAGAGUGGGUACGCGAGCUUGAUCGAAAAUUCUCUGUCUCUAAGCGAAAAAUUGCUUUGAUUAUUGACAAUUGUACCGCACAUCCUCAUGUUGAAAACCUGGAAUGGGUAGAAUUGAUCUUUCUUCCUCCAAAUACCACGUCCCAAACCCAACCUAUGGACCAAGGAAUUAUCCGCGCCCUGAAAGCAAAAUAUCGAUCGCUAGCAGUGCGGAAAUUGAUAAAAGCCUUGGACGAGGAAAAAUCGACUCCGAAGUUCUCGAUUCUUGCAGCUAUGUACAUGCUAAGGAAAGCAUGGGAUGAUGUUUCCAACAAAACAUUCACCAAUUGCUUUCGAAAAUCAGGAAUUUCCCAAAAGGAUGCAGAAAGAGCGAUCAACGAAGAUGACGACCCUUUUAAAAGUUUAACCAGCGAAGUAGAAGAAGACCCAAUUCCAACCCUCGAUGCUGAACUCUCUUACAUAAAACGAAGGUUUCCUGACCACAUUGAUCCUGACUUAUCAACUGAAGAUUUCAUUGAUUUUGACAUUGAAGUCAGUACAUCCCAUGGGCGUCUGAAGACUGCUGACAUCAUUGCUGAGAUCACUGGGACUCAAUACGAAGAAUUAGAAGAGGUCGACGAAGAAGACAAGGAGGAAGAAGAUAAGAUCACAAGACCGACGGCCGAGCAAGUGCGUACAGCUAUCAACGUCCUCGAAGACUUGAGUAUUUUUUCACAUUUUGGAGAAGAAAUGAUAGCUUCUCUGAGGGACUUGAAUCGUAAUAUCGCCAAAGAUUUUGAUAUGAGUUCUUUAACGAGAAUGAAUAAUAACACAACAUUCUACGACGUGGUAAAGAGUUUUCUAGUUUGCGUGGUUGCAGAGUAUUUACCAGAAGAAAUUGUGAGUUUUUAUUAUUCACAAUUAAAAACAUUUAGAGAUGUCAAACGGCAUCAAAUUUUAUCUGGAAUGGAACGGCCAGUCUUUGAUUCAUAA